GCCAAGGCCACCAAGCUUUCAUCAGCGUAGGAGAAGUACAUGAUAACGAGAGAGCAACGGGCGAAGGAUACAGAGCGGCAGAUACAGAGGGAUCCGCGCACCAUUGGCCAAGAUGCAAGUGUGUAGGAGAUUGCUGCUCUCUGGCUUACGAAGAGGACUUCCAAGGACAAACGCACCGCCGCCACAUUAUGGCGUGGGCGUUCGAACGAUUACGUCUGACCUGGCAGAAAUGGACGACGAGGAGAACGUUCCCAAGCCAGUUAUCCGAGAUGUCUACAAGAUGAACGAAAGCACUGUUUGCGUCACAUUCACUGACAACACCAAGUGGAACUUCAACAGCUUAUGGCUGCGGGAUAGCUGCACUUGUCCGUCGUGCGUUCAUCCCGUGACGCAACAGAAGAUGGUGAGCAGCGUUAAGAUCGACCCCAACAUCCAGCCCAUCUCCUGGAAUGUGGAGGACGGAGAAAAAUUGGAAGUUGUCUGGCCACAGAGCGGCAAAUUACCUCCACAUUCGAGCACUUACAGCUGUGACUGGUUGUACAACUUUGGCAAAAUCCUCGAAGCCAAAGCCGGAGAGGGAGAGGAGGUACCAGACGCCUUUUACACAAAUACAAAGUCAUCAACAAUCCUGUGGCACAAGGAGGAAAUAGAUGAAAACCCACCCGAGUUGGACUUCGAGACAUUCAUGAACGAUCGUGCCGGGCUAAAGCAGAUGGUCAAGAACGUUGUGAAGUAUGGCAUAUCUGUUUUGCAUGGAGUUCCAGCCCACGAAGAAGAGUUACAGAAGGUUGCCAACAGAAUGGGCUACAUCCGGGAAACAGGACUUGGCCGUAUCUUCGAUGCUACGUGCAAGCCAGAUGCGCACAGAGGAUCACGUUUCAUGCAGCAUACUGAACUGCCAGACAGAGAUAGUGCACCAGGUGUAAAGCUUCUCCUGUGCCUGUCAGCCAACGUGCCAAAACCAACUCUUGAAGGAACACCAGACCGUGGCAAGACUUUCUUUGUUGACGGAUUCUAUGUCGCUCAGUGGAUGAAGUACAACCACCCAGAGUAUUUUAGGCUUCUCGUCACAACACCUGUCACUUUCUCGUACUACGACUCCCGCCGCAAGGUUUGGCUUCGUGAUACCUUCCCAAUCAUUCGCACCAACAGAUACGGGAAGGUUACCAAGAUUCAUUACAGCACGUUCUCCAUGCGUCCACCACUGCUGUCACCGAGCGAGGCAACCAAGUUUUACGAGGCAUAUGGAAUGUUUACAAAGCGAAUGGAACAGGAAUCCUCCCAAUACUCGUUCUACAUGGCACCGGGUGAUCUUGUGGCUUUCAACAAUAGGAGGAUCCUCCACGGAAUGAAGGAGCAAGACCCAAACCAACCGGACAUAAUUCUAAGGGGCUGCUACAUGGAUAUGGACGAGAUCUCGUCGUUGUUCGAGAAAAUGCGACGAGAUGACGACUUUUAAGGUGAAUUUACGCUUGUGCGUCCACGUCUUUCCAACUCACUGAUGAGCGGCCACCUAUUCUGUACAUAGAAGCAUGAUGUAUAUUUACGAUCUUGUAUCGGUAAAUUUUUAUGGGUUUAUAAAAACGUUCUUAAGAAUA
Molecule: messenger RNA, 1598 nt
Organism: Ornithodoros turicata
Lineage: Eukaryota; Metazoa; Arthropoda; Arachnida; Ixodida; Argasidae
Product: gamma-butyrobetaine dioxygenase-like
Exons: 10
Coding region: 113-1459 (448 amino acids)
Biological process (GO): carnitine biosynthetic process
Cellular component (GO): mitochondrion
Molecular function (GO): oxidoreductase activity
Source: RefSeq, a predicted model, not a curated record